Messenger RNA from Perca flavescens (yellow perch), 1081 nucleotides. RefSeq names its product urokinase plasminogen activator surface receptor-like. The transcript has 5 exons. Lineage: Eukaryota; Metazoa; Chordata; Actinopteri; Perciformes; Percidae. The coding region runs from base 57 to 680 and encodes 207 amino acids. The record is from RefSeq and is a predicted model, not a curated record.
CUACUUAUACCCUUAACAGAUCAAACUGAAACUCAGUAGUAUCCUGCCAUCACAGAAUGCAUCUCCUGACGCUGAUCUUUGGGAUUGUGCUUCUCCCUAAAGUCCACACCUUGAAAUGUUAUGAGUGUAUACCGGGAAUCUCAGGAACCUGCACAGAUACAUCAAAAGAAUGCCCUUUGCAGGGUCAACAGUGUGGGGCAAUUAAAGUCACUUCAUAUGCAGGUGGUUCAAAAAUCCUUGAUGCCAACUCAAAAAGCUGUGCUUUGGCUGAAGAGUGUGUUGAGGCUUCAGUCAACUUUGGAAUCGCCAACACCGUAAUAACUAGCAAGUGUUGCACCUCCGAUCUCUGCAACAACCAACCCGCCCCUGAUCCCAGCAAAUCCAACCCAAAUGGUAAAAUGUGCUUCUCCUGCGAUGGACAACAGUGCACCAACACUCUAAACUGUGAGGGGAAUGAGGACUACUGCAUCUCAACAAAAGUGAAUGCAGGAGGUCAAACAUUGACCAUGAAGGGUUGUGCCUCCAAGACCAUUUGCUCAACGCAAACUACACAGACUGCAGGAGCCCUUGGGACAGAUAUUAACUGCUGUCAGGGGAACUUCUGCAACAGCGCCAGCAGCACAAGUGCUGGCCUUCUGCUCCUGGUGGCCCCGCUGGUCUCUUUGGUCAUGCUCUCCUAACUGGUGGAGACGGCAGCAUCACCACUCAGCUUUUCUCUCAUCUUUGCAUGGCCAUCAUACUGCUGCUCACACCUCGGUCCCCAUCCUUUCAACCAAUGACUGAGAAAGUUUAGCAAGCAAAGUAUACAAAUAUAAUUCAGUAAAAUAGUUUUUUCACUUGUCUCUUGCCUCAUACAGUUUCUUGCAGGGUCAUUUCUUUUUUUUGAAUGUUGCCUAUAGACCAUUUCAUAGCUUUACAGCUCAUCCUGUUUUUCUCAGUAAAACAAGGAGAAUGUAAAAAACAUACUGAUGCAUAGUUUUUGUUCUGAGUGCUAUUAUUAUUCUGAAACCUACUUUUAAUGUUAAUUAUCAAGAAUAUGUUGAUGUUACUGAUAAAAGCUGAAUAAAUAACAAUCCUAAAA